This is a messenger RNA of Trichoderma virens Gv29-8, 1203 nucleotides long. RefSeq lists its product as uncharacterized. The transcript has a single exon. Lineage: Eukaryota; Fungi; Ascomycota; Sordariomycetes; Hypocreales; Hypocreaceae. Gene Ontology annotation, biological process: regulation of alternative mRNA splicing, via spliceosome. The annotation marks the transcript as partial. The record is from RefSeq and is a predicted model, not a curated record.
AUGAACAAACCAAAGCUGGCCUUCGGGCUCAACCUGACGAAAAAGCCUGGCGCAUCCAAGCCAGUGCCUACGAGAUCAAAACCUAUGUUCAGUAGCCAUGACAAUGACUCGGACGAUGAAGGGGCUGCCGGAGACUCCAAAAUUGAAGAAAUUGGAGGAGAUCUGGAUGAUUUCACGUCUGCACCAACGCCAGCACAAGCGGAUUCAACGAAGGGUCCCAAAUCAAAAAAGGGCCUCGUAACUGAACCACCAAAGCUGAAAUCAAAGCCUCAAACAAGUGCAAUGUUUGGCGACCUCGCCAGCACUCUCUCCUCCCGCAAGAAUGCAGAGGCGGCGACCGAACUGGACGCCAGCGUCUACGAGUACGACUCUAUAUACGAUUCCAUGAAGCCACAGAAAAACAAGUCCAAGGAAGACGAAGAACGGAAACCAAAAUACAUGAAAAAUCUGAUGCGCGCGGCCGACGUGCGGAAACGAGACCAACUGAUUGCCGAGGAGAAGAAGAUUGCACGGGAGCGCGAAGCAGAAGGAGACGAGUUCGCCGACAAGGAGAAAUUCGUGACGGAGGCAUACAAGAAGCAGCAGGAGGAGAACAAGAGAUUGGAGGAAGAGGAGCGCAGGAAAGAGGAGGAGGAAUCGAAGAAGAAUGAGGGCAAGGGCAUGGCGUCUUUCUACCGGAAGCUGCUAGAUAAGGAGCAGGAGAGGCAUGCGGAGACGGUUCGGGCUGCGGAGGAAAUGGCCAAGAGAGGCCCAACGGAGGCAAAUGAAGAGGAUGGAGGAGAAGCUGAUGAUGAUAAAGAAAAAGAAUAUGCCAGAGCGGCGCAGGAGCUCAACGAAAAGGGCGCCUCCAUCUCCGUCAACGAGGACGGCCAGGUCGUCGACAAGCGACAACUGCUCAAGGGCGGCCUCAAUGUCGGCGCAAAGAAGCAAGUCGAAGCGCAGCGAGAAGCCGACCGGCCGGCGGAGCGGGAGCGCCGGGAAAUCACAGGGCAGCAGCUCGGCCGGAAGCAGGCCAUGAGGGAGAGGCAGUCGCGGAUGCUUGCGGAACAGCUGGAAGUGUCGCUGAAGCGCUCGCGAGAGGCGGAGGAGGCAAAAAGGGAGGAGGUGGAGCGGGCAGCCAAGACGCGCAAGACGGAGGGGGAGAUUUCGGGGGCCAAGGAGAGGUAUCUUGCCAGGAAGAGGGCGGCGGAGGAGGAGAAGAGG